Lathyrus oleraceus (garden pea) is the source of this 1367-nucleotide messenger RNA. RefSeq lists its product as uncharacterized. Lineage: Eukaryota; Viridiplantae; Streptophyta; Magnoliopsida; Fabales; Fabaceae. Bases 159 to 971 code for a protein of 270 amino acids. The record is from RefSeq and is a predicted model, not a curated record. The transcript is spliced from 2 exons. Gene Ontology annotation, molecular function: protein binding.
UUUGAAAUCUAAUGAUUUACUCAAUUUAAGUUCCAAAAAUAACGGGCUUACUGCAUUUACUCCAUCGAAGCCCAUAGCAACAGAUUAAAAGCAAACAUCAGAGACGGAGCUACUGAUCUGAAACGGCGGCGACCGGCGGAGCUUUAGGGACUAAAAUUAUGUUCAGUUGCUCUCAUUCAGAUUCAAAUUGUACUGAGAGUUGUAAAGUGAUUUCAAUGCCGCGUCUACCUGAAGAAUUGAUGUUUGUUAUCCUUACUUUUGUUCCUCUUAAUUGCUUGAUUAACUCUGCAAGAUAUGUUUCCAAAACUUGGGCUGCUAUCAUUAGAAGUUUCGAUUUUUCUCAGGCCCGUCGUGCACAUUCUAAACACGGUCUUUAUGUUGAGAGUUGCAUGUCAGGAGUUAGUUCCUAUUUUUUGGAAUUUAAAGAUGAUGAUGUGAGUGGCGAAUUCGAAAAAACUGAUUUGAGAAAAAUUCGAAAUAGAAUGGGAAAAAUUAUGAGUAGCUGUGAUGGCAUAUUGGUGCUUUCAAAUAUUUUAAGAGAAGUUUACGUUUUGAACCCCGUUCUCAAAUCCUGCCUUAGAAUUCCUUGUUUUCCAAUUCCUAUGCAAUUUAUGGAUCAUAGUAGAUGUCAAUGUACACGAGUUCCACGCACUGCCCAAUUCAAGCUGUUUUUUGGGGACGUCCUAGAAAUUUUAGGUGUUGUAUGGUAUGUUUUCUAUGUCCUAAGCAUUGGAAUAGAUAACUCGUGGAAAGAGAUAGCUAGAAGAGAAGUUUCCCUUGACCAGAUGUUUCUUUUUGAACCAACUUAUAGCGGAGGUAACGAUCUUUUAUGGAGAACAACAGAUGAAGUGAUUGUGAUAGAUGUUGACAAAGAAAUUAUUGUAACUGGGUAUCCACUUCCUGAUGAGUCGUGGUUCGCUUCCAAUAUUUUUAUGGAUGGGGAAUCGCCUUUCUUGUAUUGCUGCCAAUAAAGGGUUUUGUAGAACAUAUAAAAUCUUCAUUUUGGAUUUUGAUUCAUGAAAAUGGUCUUUUUAUCAUGAGAUGGGGCCUUUUAAUUAUGUCUGCUGCUUGUGGCAAGGAUUUUUUCGUCUGGUUUGUGUACUUUUGUUUGUGGAUCGACGAUCAAAUCAUCUUUCAAGUAGAUGUACGUGAAAGCUUAAUAGCAGAAUCCGGCAUGAAAAACAUAUGUUUUGUUUACAAUGUGAAAACAAGACAAUUGACAAAAAUUGUGGGGAUUGCCGAGGGUGGUUUUAUAGUGUGGCCUCAUAUCAACACUCUAGUUUCAUUGCCAAGUAUUCCUAUUAAUGUUUAAUGAAGUUGUUUUAAUUUAUUUAUUAAUCAAAGUUACUAAGACUUUUAUGGACAAA